ACAUGGCCGUCGCUGAGGGCGUACCACUGUUAAUGAGGCUUGUUUCUGCCUCUGUAUCAGUCUCCUACCGUGCCGCAAAGAUAGCAAGAGACGUUCUCAUUUCGGGUGAUCUUGGAAUAGUCGAAAAGAGUGGCAAAAAUGAUCUCCAGACUCAGGCUGACAGGUCAGUCCAGCGAUGCAUUGUGGCUUCUCUCCACAAACAGUUCCCUAAUAUCCCCAUAUUUGGCGAAGAGGAGCUUGCCCCAACGACAAAGAUUCCAGAUGAAUUUAUUGAGCUAAAGUUGGAUGAGGAAGUUCUGAGACACAAGUGUCCAGAUAAUUUGAAAGACAUAAAAAAUGAGGAGAUUGUUAUUUGGGUAGACCCCUUGGAUGGAACCAAAGAGUUCACAGAAGGUUUCCUGGACCAUGUGACAGUGUUGAUAGGGAUCGCAGUGAGAGGAGUUGCAACAGCAGGCAUUAUCAACCAACCUUUCUGUAACUACGAGGCAAAACCAAAAUAUGGGGAAUCCAGAUGCAUCUGGGGCGUGCUGGGGCUUGGGUCCUUUGGGUUUGAGCGCAAUACUCACCUGGAGGGAAACAUCAUAACAACGACACGAUCUCACUCUGAUUACACCAUCACGAAGACAGUGCAGGCUUGUGAGCCCACAGAGGUUCUGCGAGUGGGUGGAGCUGGCCAUAAGGUGUUGCUGCUGAUUGAGAAGAAAGCCCAUGCUUAUGUGUUUGCAAGUAUCGGGUGUAAGAAGUGGGACACUUGCGCUCCAGAGGCCAUUCUGCACUCACUGGGUGGCAAUUUGACUGAUAUACACGGAAAACCCAUUCCCUACCAUGCAAACGUCGUCCACAAAAAUACGGGUGGCGUUCUUGCCACCGUUGAGAACCAUGAUUGGUAUGUGAAUCAAAUCAGAGACAAGGUCGAUGCAGAGACUCUGUCAAAGUUUGAGACUGUCAAGUUAGCACCUCCUACCUUGGAAUCUCAGCUGUCACAGAAGACCUUGAAUAUUGGCAGCAAUGCUAGCAAUGCCACCCCUGCCGGAGAUUCAACUAACGGCAAGGCUAGUGGUAGCGCUUCCUCUGAAGAAUUGAGAAUGUCCCGCAAACGCCCCUUUGAGGAUUCCGACUCCAAGCUUUAAAAUCUAAGUGGUGUUUGGUUUUUGAUUUUUUUAACUUUCCAUGAUGUCCUUCACUUACUUAUAUUUUCUUUUAUUCCUAUACUAACACUCUCUAGAUUUUUCAUGUAAGUGCUAAUGUCUCCAUGCAUGAGACCCAUCCUGACUAACAUUUCUUUGCGAACCCUUUGGGGAAAAUUGUUUAAAAAUGUUACCUUAAGUAUUUAAUUGUGCAUGUGCAUAAACUACUGGUAUCUUCACCCUCCUUGUAUGUUACCUCAUACACUUAAAAAACAUAUCUUUUUAUCUUAUCUAAUUCUAUUCGUCAUUGGUGGUCUGUGACCAGUAACUAUAACUAAAUAGCUCUGUGAACAAUACAAUAACAACUGUAUAGAGUUCUUGUGGAAGGUGUGCUCUAUUUAAAACAAUUACUUCUGUAUAGAGUUUUUGUGUAAGAUUUUAUCAUUUCUUUGCUCUAUACAAAACAAUAACUACUGUAUAGAGUUCUUAUGUACGAUGUGAUCAUUUCCUUGCUCUAUACAGAACAAUAACUACUGUAUAGAAGUCUCUUUGUUCUGCAAGUUACUAUGUUAUUUUGUUACCAUGCUAUUUUUUGUAAUAUGUCUAGUGCGCUUUAAGAUUUCGCAUAUUUUUUGUAAUUUCAUUAAAAUAGCUGUUGUAUACAUACAUGUCUAGGUUUUGUUAUUUCGAUUGAUAAAUAUAUUGCAUUUUCUUACCGUACAUUAUGUAUCAACAUAACCAAAGUCUCUAAUAGCUUAAUAAAAUUAAACUUUG
Mya arenaria is the source of this 1901-nucleotide messenger RNA. Its product is annotated as 3'(2'),5'-bisphosphate nucleotidase 1-like. Bases 3 to 1130 code for a protein of 375 amino acids. NCBI's taxonomy places the organism in Eukaryota, Metazoa, Mollusca, Bivalvia, Myida, Myidae. The transcript has 8 exons. Gene Ontology annotation, molecular function: 3'(2'),5'-bisphosphate nucleotidase activity. Gene Ontology annotation, biological process: phosphatidylinositol phosphate biosynthetic process. The record is from RefSeq and is a predicted model, not a curated record.